Trichomonas vaginalis G3 is the source of this 1275-nucleotide messenger RNA. Its product is annotated as amino acid transmembrane transporter protein. The coding region runs from base 1 to 1275 and encodes 424 amino acids. The record is from RefSeq and is a predicted model, not a curated record. Gene Ontology annotation, molecular function: amino acid transmembrane transporter activity. The transcript has a single exon. Gene Ontology annotation, biological process: amino acid transmembrane transport. NCBI's taxonomy places the organism in Eukaryota, Parabasalia, Trichomonadida, Trichomonadidae.
AUGGAUUCUACCUACACAAAUAGCUUAGAAUCCCAAAUAUCCAGUGAAAAUCCAGAUAAACCAUCACAAGUAUUAGAGUACAUGACGUUUUUCCCUACGUUUAUGAACAUAUUGAAUACUUUGACUGGCCCAGAAGUUUUAAGUGUCAGUAAUUCAAUGACAUUGAUCGGUUUAGUUUAUUCAAUAUCUAUGAUGGUCGGAACAACAAUUUUAUCUUAUCUAGGAACUAUCAUUGUUCUAAAAUUACGUGAAUCAGUUGAUGCUGAAUCCAUUAACGAGUUGGCAACAAAGAUCGUUGGAAAAUGGUGCGGAAAUGCUUAUUCUAUAUUAACAUUAUGCUUUACUUACUCGUGCCAAGUAGCAUAUUUAUUUAUUGGUGCAGAUUCCAUUAUUAAAUGGGCAGACUUACUAGGACUUCAUGGUUGGGAUCAUGGAAUGAAGAGAGCCUUAUUGGUUCUUAUUUAUGCCUUAGUUUUACCUGUAUUAUUAACAAUCCCACGUGAACUUAAGAUUUUAAGUAUUGUCUCCACAGGAGCUAUUUUAUGCCAAGUUCUUUAUGUCUCUGGAAUGAUUUACGAAGCAAUCAGAAUCUUUCCAUCUAAAGGAAUUGAUCCAUCUUGCGAAUCAUACAUUGGAGGCCUCGUUUUCUUCAAUGCUUUUGCUAUAUACUCCAUGCUUUACGCAUUCCCAUCUGUUGUUUUGCCUCUUGUCAGGUAUUAUCACCCAGAUAUGAGAAAGAGAUACUUUUUGAUCGGUUCUUCAUUCGUCGCAUGCUUCUCUAUUACUAUUAUACCAGGAACAAUCGGUUAUUUGUUGUUCGGAGCAGGAACAAAUCAAAUUGUUAUUUCUUCUUUCCCCAAUAACGAUAUAUUCAUGCAGAUUGUUCGUGUUGGCUUCUUCAUCGUUGUUAAUGCAUCGUUUGCUGUCGUUUCCAUUACAGUUAUGCAAGAUAUUAGUUCAAUUUGCUACAAAGUCCAGAAUCCAGCAGAUUUACCAUUCUGGAAGCGUUUGUCAGCAUUAAUUAUAUCUAACGCACCUCCUGUCAUCAUUGCGAUGUUUAUGUUAGAAAUUCGACCAGCUUUUGAAGUUGGAGGAGCAUUUGGCGGCUGUCUUUCUAAUUUCUUUGUUCCUCCUCUUCUUUACGUCAUUCUGAGUAAGAAGAAAUGGUACACUCCACUAAAUAUUCUAAUGCUGAUGUUCUCUCUCUUCGGACUGGUUUCGGCAAUCAUCGCUACUUAUCAGGCUGUUGUUGAUGCAAUGCAUCCUGACAGUUAA